ACCUUGUCACAGCAAUGAGCUGCGCGGGGGCGGCGGCGGCUCGCUCCCUGUGGCGGCUGCGCGCGGGCACCCUGCGGCCUCUCCCAGCUUAUGGAAGAAGAAUCAGUGUCAGAUUUUACAGUUCAGGAAUGACCUUAGACAAUAUCAAUUGGGCAGCUGUGGAUCGAAUAAUCCGGGUGGAUCAUGCAGGUGAAUAUGGAGCGAACCGAAUCUACGCAGGGCAGAUGGCCGUCCUGGGUCGGACAAGUGUCGGGCCAGUCAUUCAGAAAAUGUGGGAUCAAGAAAAGGACCACUUGAAAAAGUUCAACGAGUUGAUGGUUGCAUUUAGGGUGCGGCCCACCAUUCUGAUGCCCUUCUGGAACGUGGUGGGGUUUGCACUGGGUGCGGGAACCGCCCUGCUUGGGAAGGAGGGAGCAAUGGCCUGCACUGUGGCUGUGGAAGAGUCUAUAGCACAUCACUACAACAACCAGAUCAGGACGUUGAUGGAGGAGGAUCCUGAAAAAUAUGAGGAACUUCUUCAGGUGAUAAGGAAAUUUCGGGAUGAAGAGCUCGAGCACCAUGACAUAGGCCUUGAACAUGACGCACAGCUGGCUCCAGCAUAUGCUGUUUUGAAGAGCGUUAUCCAGGCCGGAUGCCGCGUGGCAAUAUAUUUAUCAGAAAGGUUUUAAAGUAUGUCCACUUUUCUGUCUAUAAAAAAGGGUAGUAAUUAAACAAGGGGCAUUGGCAGAAAAGGAAAUGUGCAAUUGUCAUUAUAUGAAUUUUGUUAAUAAACUGCAAGAGGUUUUUUGUUUUUUUUUUUUUUUCAUUAAU
This is a messenger RNA of Lynx canadensis (Canada lynx), 810 nucleotides long. It is a transcript of the gene COQ7, whose product is annotated as coenzyme Q7, hydroxylase. The transcript is spliced from 6 exons. The record is from RefSeq and is a predicted model, not a curated record. Bases 15 to 668 code for a protein of 217 amino acids. Gene Ontology annotation, molecular function: 3-demethoxyubiquinol 3-hydroxylase activity. NCBI's taxonomy places the organism in Eukaryota, Metazoa, Chordata, Mammalia, Carnivora, Felidae. Gene Ontology annotation, cellular component: mitochondrial inner membrane; nucleus. Gene Ontology annotation, biological process: regulation of reactive oxygen species metabolic process; determination of adult lifespan; ubiquinone biosynthetic process.